Molecule: messenger RNA, 2908 nt
Organism: Malus domestica (apple)
Lineage: Eukaryota; Viridiplantae; Streptophyta; Magnoliopsida; Rosales; Rosaceae
Product: pentatricopeptide repeat-containing protein At1g77405
Molecular function (GO): protein binding
Source: RefSeq, a predicted model, not a curated record
CUUGUAAGUAAGAAACUGCGACAAUAUUCAAGUGUCACGCCUUUAAUUUUCACUUGAUUGUUGGAUGAGCCAAAAGCAACCGCCUGAACCCAACCAACCGAAGCCCAACUAAUUUUUCCUCAUAUAUUCGAUCUUCAUAUUUCACUUUCCUCCCUCCCAGGAACUGCAACAACUCCGUCAAUGGCAUCCCAUCAUACCCUCAUCCCAUCAAACCCAGAAACCAUUACCCACCACCGUUGAUUCUCAACCAAUCUCCCACACUAAAGAUCAACAGAAAAUUUCAAAACAUGAACGGUUCAAAACCUUUCAAACCCAUAGUCAACCAAGUCCUCGCCGCCAUGCUCAAAAACCAGCCCUUCGAUUCCAAUCUCGCCGCCUCCGCCGCCGCCUCCGCCGCCGCCUCCGCCGCCGCCUCUCAGCCGUGGACUGCGGACUCGGUUUCCCAAGUCCUAAUUUCCAUACCCAGAUUCUUCUUCCAGUCCCCCCGCUCCGUCGGCCGCCAAACCGGGUUCCGCCACCGCGCUCCAUUGAAGCAACGCAACCUCAGGCAAGAAUCUUACAAAUUCCACAACAACGUGCUCGUUCUCGGCCCGGCAGCCCACAGAGAUCUCGACAAAGUUCAGCUCGGGUCGGACAAAGCACUCGAAUUCUACUACUGGGUCGAAACCCGUUUCAGGUUUGCCCACAACGAACGGACUUGCAGGGAGAUGGCGAUUGUUUUGGCCAGAGGGAAUAGGUUGAAAGCCCUUUGGGAUUUUCUCAAAGAAAUGUCGAAGAGAGGGAGCGGCGGGCUUGUUACCACAGAGAGCGUUACCUGUUUGAUAAAAGUCCUAGGAGAGGAAGGCUUGGUUAAUGAUGCAUUGGCUGCUUUUUAUAGAAUGAAGCAGUUUCAUUGCAAGCCGGAUGUGUAUGCUUAUAACACCAUUAUUUAUGCUCUUUGCAGAGUUGGGAAUUUCAAUAAGGCCCGGUUUUUGUUGGAGCAGAUGGAGUUGCCGGGGUUUAGAUGCCCGCCGGAUGUGUUCACUUAUACGAUUUUGAUUAGUUCUUAUUGUAGGUAUGGUUUAGAGACGGGGUGUAGGAAGGCCAUCCGGAGGCGGUUGUGGGAAGCCAACCACAUGUUUCGAAACAUGCUUUUCAGUGGUUUUGUUCCUGAUGUUGUCACUUACAAUUCUUUGAUCAAUGGUUGUUGCAAAACUUACCGGAUUGAGAGGGCGUUGGAGUUGUUUGAAGAUAUGAACAAAAGGGGUUGUACCCCCAAUCGGGUUACUUAUGAUUCGUUUAUUAGGUACUAUGCUGCAGUUAAUGAGAUUGAUAAGGCUGUUGAAAUGCUAUGGAAGAUGCAAAAUUUGAAACACGGAAUGCCUACUUCAAGUUCGUAUACUCCAAUCAUUCAUGCCUUGUGUGAAGCAGGAAGGAUCAUAGAUGCCCGAGAUUUUCUUGUUGAGAUGAUUGAUGGAGGCUCGAUACCUAGAGAGUAUACGUAUAAAUUAGUUUGUUAUGCACUAAAUUCAGCUGGAGAAGUCAAUUUGCUUGACGAUGAUGUGCGUAAAACAAUAAAAGACGGUAUAGUGAGCAGGUAUAGGCAGACAAUGAAGGUGAAGCCAAUGAUGAGUCGCAAAGGAUAUGAUAGCAUGGUGGAAACUUGAUCCCCACUUAUUGAUGAUUCUUUUUAUCAUGCUACAAAUCUGUGGAGCUGCUGUGCUGUUUCAGAAGUGUUACAUGUUUGAAGCAAUUUUCAGGCACUGUGAGUUGGAAUCGCCAAGGCCUUAGGAAUUGCAACAUCUAUUUUCUGAAAGCACUUGGCAAGUAGAUAAACUCUUUUAACUUUGGCUGUGUCAAGGAACAUCUGCUAAAUUUUAAAUUCAAGGAAUGAUGGCCCUUCAAGUUGCUGAUGAGCUGCCAGCUUUGGUCACUGGCCUAGACUAUAUGCUGGAGCUCAAGGAACAUGAUGAUUGUGCUAAAUUUUACUUUCAAAGAAUGAUGGCCCUUCAAGUUGCUCAGGAGCUGCAGGCUCAGGUUACUAGACUAGACUAUAUGCUGGAGCUCGUUAAUCAGGAAGAUUUUUGGCGUGAUUUGUCUUCUGCUGUUAUAAUGGGGGGAGACUUGAACAUUGUGCGACGAAGAAGAAAGUUAAGGUUGAAAUUCGCCAACUUAUGUCACAAAGUCUUUUCUGAGUUCUCACAUUGUGGUACAUGGUCAGGUAUUUGGAGAUUACAUAUUGCUUGGUUAGAGCGGAUGGCGCUCCUCUUACGCUCAUGAAUUUGAAUCCACGUCCCCGCAGUUUAGAUUAAAUUCUUCGUUUCCUCCACACAACAGAACAAGGAAGAAGAAGAAAAGAAAGGACAAAACUUCUGGGCACUGCACGCUCUGCGUUUUCUGGUUGGAUCUAGUGGUUUUCUACUGACACAUAAGUUUUGUAUGCCGUGCAAGCUUCACACAAGCCAAUGCAAGGGGCUGCAUGGUUCACACCUAAACCCGUCAAAUUUGAUAGUUCUUCAGCGUCUCUGACUUCCCCUAUAAAGAUUGACACCAUAUGAAGUAGCAGCUUUUUAGCUCUGAGUUCGAUCUCUUCAUUCAUCCUUCCCAGUAGUUUAUUUCCUGUUGCAAAACUUGAGAGUCCUGUCAUUGUCACUCUCACACUGGUGGCAUCGGCAAGGCAAAGACUUGCUACUGCUUUACUUUCCGCCUCUAUUUCGGUACUGGAACUCCCUCCUCCUGAACACACAAAUGCCAAAAUCUCUGUGUCAACUUGUCCAAUCUGGUUUGUAUUAUUUACAAACUCUCUCUGAGUCCAGCAUUUUACUGAUCAUAUGAUGUAGUUUUUUAUUUUGAAAAAAGAAAAAGAAUACAUGAUUGAAAGUGGAUUUGUCUCCGUAGGUCGAAUAUAAACUAUGAAUAAAUUUUUUUU